This is a messenger RNA of Rhagoletis pomonella (apple maggot), 768 nucleotides long. RefSeq lists its product as uncharacterized. Gene Ontology annotation, biological process: DNA integration. NCBI's taxonomy places the organism in Eukaryota, Metazoa, Arthropoda, Insecta, Diptera, Tephritidae. Gene Ontology annotation, molecular function: nucleic acid binding. The transcript has a single exon. Bases 1 to 759 code for a protein of 252 amino acids. The record is from RefSeq and is a predicted model, not a curated record.
AUGCCGGAGCGGAUCGUUACCGACCGCGGUACUGCCUUUACAUCUCGUGGUUUCCAGAAGUAUUGCGCCGAUAACAACGUUAAGCAUAUUCUAGCAGCGGUGCGUACACCACGAGCCAACGGUCAUGCUGAACGUACCAAUCGCACUAUAUUAUCAAUGCUUUUACCCUCCACUACAAACGACAAGCGCUGGGAUGAGAACAUCCGCAACGUUCAGUGGUGCAUCAAUACCAUGAAGAACUCCACUACGCUUUGUACCCCCUAUGAGCUUCUCUAUGGGUUUCAUCCUCGUGACAUCCUGAAGAACAGAAUUGUAUCAAGCCUACACGACAGUAACUACUUAAGCGACGAGGAACUUCGAAACUUACGAACUACCGCAGCGUCCCGAGUAAAUGACCAAAGAGCAGCCGCUAAGCUACGUUACGACGGAAAAUAUGCUAAACCAAAGUCUUUUGAAGAAGGAGACUUGGUCCUUGCCGAGAAUGAACCUCCUAGCACUGGGUGCUCACGAAAACUCGAGCCACGCUACAAAGGCCCGUUAAUCGUCACGAAGGUUCUCGAUAAAGACCGAUAUGUUAUCGAAGACCUACCGCAAUCGAAGCGUUCGCAAAAGCAUUAUACAUCUAUCUACUCUACCGACAAAUUAAAACAAUGGUGCGCGUUGCCACCCGACGACGAAACCGACGGCGACCAAGAGUCCAACUCCGAAACUGGUGGCGGGAACGAGGGCGUUCCCAUUGAGCAGGAUAGCCGACUGUAAGCAACUCUA